AUGAAUCGACGUUCAUUAAGUGCUGAAUCAUUACAUUCACCACCCUCAUCUGAUUCAACUUCUUCGAAGCAUGUAAUACUUAAAACUAGAACACAUGAUCGGUGGACAGUUAUAUGUUCAAUCAUUGGUUUAGUUGGUAUUCUACAUGCUUCGUGGAUGCUGAUCGCCCCGGAGCACUGGUAUCAUAAUCUACCUGCUGGCGUGCCUGAAUACGGUCCAUUAAACGUUCAUUUUAUUCGUGAUAUUGGAUGUAUAUUUUUGCUUGUUGGUUGUGGAAUGAUCGUUGCUGCAUUUUAUCUUCCCUAUCGACUUCCAUUAUUUACAAUGCAUACAGCUUUUUACUUAUUACAUAUGUUCGUCCACGUCUAUGAAGUGGUCAGUGGACGAAUCCGUUUAAGUAUGUUUUGGACUGAUUUACCUGGUGUCUAUGUUCCCGCUAUGAUAUUUUUUAUACUAAAUGUGUUUUUGAUCAAACAAGUUCGAAGUCAAGGGACCGUUCUUUAUCAUCGAGUUCGGAAAUGA
This is a messenger RNA of Adineta ricciae, 522 nucleotides long. The record is from the annotation of a GenBank genome assembly. Lineage: Eukaryota; Metazoa; Rotifera; Eurotatoria; Adinetida; Adinetidae.